Alnus glutinosa is the source of this 854-nucleotide messenger RNA. RefSeq lists its product as uncharacterized. The transcript has a single exon. The record is from RefSeq and is a predicted model, not a curated record. Bases 104 to 625 code for a protein of 173 amino acids. NCBI's taxonomy places the organism in Eukaryota, Viridiplantae, Streptophyta, Magnoliopsida, Fagales, Betulaceae. Gene Ontology annotation, cellular component: oligosaccharyltransferase complex.
GAAAUGUGUUGUUAGAAAAAGUCGGACUGGCAUAGCACAAAGAAGAGUCACGCUUACUUCCUAGAUCCCCUUUCCUCCGACUCAACCUGAACCGCCGUCCAAAAUGCGGUCCAAACCCGAAACCCAAACCCUCACCGGUACAACGGAUGCGGCAUCGUCGAACUCCGUGGAUCCAAUCUUCCACCUGAUCCGGAUCCUGCCAUUCAGCUUCCUCCGCCCGCCGAAGCUCCGCUUGAAGCUCCCAACCCUAACCCUGCCCUCCCCGAUGACCGUCUACGCGCUCGUCCUCCUUACUUACUUCAUGGUCGUUUCCGGAAUCGUCUACGACGUCAUCGUCGAGCCCCCCGGCAUCGGCUCCACGCAGGACCGCGCCACCGGCGCCGUUCGACCCGUCGUGUUCCUCCCGGGACGCGUCAACGGGCAGUACAUUGUGGAGGGCCUCUCGUCCGGCUUCAUGUUCGUGCUCGGCGGCGUGGGCAUCGUUCUCAUGGACCUCGCGCUCGAUCGAAACCGCGCCAAGUCCGUCAAGGUCUCCUACGCCUCCGCGGGGAUCUCCUCGGUGAUCAUUGCCUACGUCAUGAGUAUGCUCUUUAUUCGGAUUAAGAUCCCCGCUUAUCUUAGAUGAAUUUUGCAAUUCUCGUUUGCACAUUUUAUGUGUUUUCUGGGAUUUUUGAAUGGAAUUAUGGAUCUGUGCAACUUAAAAGCGCCAUAUGUUAAGAGUUUUUCUAUUUCUGAAUUAUGUUAUAAUGUGAUCUGUUUGCGUACAACAUUUCCGAAUGAAACAUGUGGCCUUGUUUUCAUAUAAAGAAAUGGGGCUUGAAUUGUUAUAAUUACGUUGCUAGUCCGUUGCUUCC